Molecule: messenger RNA, 1369 nt
Organism: Naegleria gruberi
Lineage: Eukaryota; Heterolobosea; Eutetramitea; Acrasida; Naegleriidae
Exons: 3
Coding region: 81-1331 (416 amino acids)
Biological process (GO): protein dephosphorylation
Molecular function (GO): cation binding; protein serine/threonine phosphatase activity
Source: RefSeq, a predicted model, not a curated record
GACGGUAAGAAGAAGGUGAAUCUUUUUAAGAAUAAAAAACAAAAGUUUGCGAUUCACGCAAAAAAAAUAACUAGAAAAAGAUGGGUCUUAGACACGCCGUUCCAACCAAGGAUACUCACUAUGAUGAAUCCGAAGAUAUCUACUGUGUUUGUGUAGGUAUGCAAGGAAGCAGACCAGAAAUGGAAGAUGCUCACUGCUUGAGACUUGAUAUUCAAAACGAUUUGAAGACACUCAAACAAAAGCCACACCAAUACAAAUCAUUGAACUUCUUUGGUGUAUUUGACGGUCACGCUGGAGCUGAAGCCUCCAAGUUCUGUGCUGAUAAUAUUCUUAGUGUUGUUGAUGAACAUUUGGAAAAGUCAUCAAACUUGGAACUCUCAGACGAAUUGAUUACUGCUGCCUACUUGGCCCUUGAUGAAAAGUUAAAAACUUAUAUGGAAAAGGUUCAAGGAAUUAGCCCAUUCAAUGGAAGUGGUUCAACUGGUAUAACUUGUUUUGUCAAGGUUGCCGAUUGUGAUGUUGAAGCAAUUUGUGCCAACGUUGGUGACUCUCGUUGUAUCAUGUACCACAAUGGAAAGACUAUUGAAAUGUCUUUCGAUCAAAAGCCAAUGAACGAAAUUGAAAAGAAGAGAAUUGAAGCUGCUGAUUGUACUGUCACUAUGAAUCGUGUUAAUGGUAAUCUUGCUGUUGCACGUGCUUUUGGUGAUUUCCGUUAUAAGGGUAAUGAAAAGAAGAAGGCUGAAGAUCAAGCUGUUUGUUGUGUUCCAGAAAUUAUCAGACAAAAGAUGGACGGAUUCACUAAAGGAAAUAAGACUUCUCCAAGUUUCUUGAUCUUGGCUUGUGAUGGUUUGUGGGAUAAAUUCACAAAUGAAGAAGCUGCUUUAUAUGUCAAACAACAAUUGGAAAAGUAUGAUAUUUUCAAUGAAACUGAAAUUUCUAGUGAUUUGAUGCAACCAAUUAAGAUUACCUGGUUGAACAAGAAGGUUGACGAAUGGGAUGCUGCUGAUGUUGAAGGAUGGAUUGAAAGUUUAGGUGUACCAUAUAACAAUUAUUUCUUAAGCAAGUUCAGAAAUGGUACUGACCUUAAGCAAAUCAUGUUACAAGAAGAUAAGUUCAAUCGUUUGAAGGAAACUUUAAGACAUGUUUCAAACUUUGUAGAUGAAUUCAGAAAGAAGUUCAUGGAAAGAAAUGAAAUACAAGAAAAGCCAAAGACAGUGCCAAAGACAACUCGUGAAAAGUUGAUCCAUUUGACUGAACGUAUGGUUGACUAUGCAGUUUUUGAAAAGAGAAGUGAUGACAACGUUUCCGUGGCCAUUAUUUUGUUCAAGUAAAUUCCCUCCCUCUAUAAAUUUAUUUAAAAUUUCUCCUU